AGGACGAAACGAUUCCCGUGUUCCUUGUUUUGUCUGGCCUACGGCUCUGCUCAAACGAAACAUCAGCUGAGGCAAAUAUCUCGGAAGGCUAACAUUUGAGAGCGAGAGAGGGAGAGAGAAGGCGGAAGGAGCAAUAUCAUGUUCGUGUGAUUAGAUUUGAUCCGUUGUUCGCAUAUUAGGUUUAGGGUUUUUCUGGUUUGCAGGAAAAUGGCGAUUUAUGUGUCGGGGAAGAUGAAGAGGAAAGAUUUUGAUGAGGUCUACGGCGAUUUCUCUGAUUCAUUGAUUUCUGCGCCGGCUACGAAGAUUAGGAGGCUGGAUGUUGAAUUGCCUCUGAUCGCGGAAAAUCAAGAACCAAUUUUUCCCUCAAUUCUUGGGAAAGAACGGCCCGAUGAGGAAAUGUCUAGUGCCGUGAUGGAUGUGCGGUCAGGAUUAAUCGAAGCUGUUUCGCCUUCCACCUUAAAUGAAGAAAGAGCUCUGGUUAUGUAUCAUCCUCCAGAUGCUCACAUGGCCUCUUAUUUUAAAAUUAACCCAAAACUGAUCUCUUGCCUCAAGAAUUACACAUUCUGGCCAAGGAACCCAAACAUGCUGGUUGAAGAAGAGGUUGAGGAAGAGAUGCAAUCACCUGCUAAGAAAUGUCUAGCUGUGGUUCCUUGGGUUCCACCUCAUGCCGACGUAACUCGACAAGUAAUGGAAGCCUUCGCAUCUGGAAAUGAGCCGAAUGAAGAACCCAUGGAAGCCGAAGACGCGGAAGCGACUACAAAUAUGGAAAUUGAAGACGAGAAUGGUGUAUCUGAUAUUUCUGGCAUUGGAGUUCAGGCCAAUCAGCAUUGGAAGCAACAUUGCAUGACUCCACAGCUCCCGCAGAGCAACUCCACUGUAAUGUGGUCAUGAAAUGUUCUAAUUUUUUUUGUUUGGAUGAUUUACAUACAUAUCACUUAAUUCCCCAUGUAGUAAAUAGUUCUAA
Phalaenopsis equestris is the source of this 964-nucleotide messenger RNA. RefSeq lists its product as uncharacterized. The coding region runs from base 208 to 891 and encodes 227 amino acids. The transcript is spliced from 3 exons. Lineage: Eukaryota; Viridiplantae; Streptophyta; Magnoliopsida; Asparagales; Orchidaceae. The record is from RefSeq and is a predicted model, not a curated record.